AUGAGGGUCUUCGGCAGACGUCCCAGCGUCGUCACCCUGAAGGACGACGACAACUCCACCAGCCGCACUCGCCUGGGCGGCUCCUCGUCCGACGGCCACCUGCCGACGGUGCUCACCAUUACCCGAAGUUACCGACGCUUCCUGCCAGUCAUUUCCGGUCCGUUCGCCGCCUUCUCCGAGCUUCGGCGCCGGCACCCGAGCCUGCUUCCGUGCCUCAUGUGCAUGGCCGUCGCCUGCGGUGGGCUUGCGCUCGCGAUGGUGCUCAUGCGCCAGCAGGUCAAGCUGGACGCCACGCUUCUCUCGUCCGCCAACGUCUGCGGCACCAAGGACUGCCGUGAACAGGCCGCCCGGAUCGCCAUGAACAUCGACGCCAAGCGGGACCCUUGCGAAGACCUGUACGCAUACACGUGCGGUGGCGCCAAAGCUUCAGAAUCGAAGAGGAGGAGCCUGAUGUCGUCGUACGUGGAAAGCGUGAAGGGCUUCAUUCAACGCGGCCUGGUUCCUGAGGAGCGUAAUAGUUCUGGCGCCGCGUACAAGGCCUAUUCCGCCUUUAACGCUUGUCUCUCGAGGCCCGCGGGGGGCGUCGACGCCGCCAAGCCGUUCGUGGAGUUCAUGAGCGCCCGCAAGAUACCGUGGCCCUCAAGCGCGCCCCUAGACGCAGACCCGCUGGACGUCCUCGUCGACCUGGCCGUCAACUGGAGGGUGCCGCUACUGUUCGACGUGCGCCUACUGUACACCGGACGCGAGAACUCGCUGGUGGUCGCCAUCGAUCAGACCGGGGACGUCGCCCUGCUCCGCAUGGAGCAGCUGUCCGCCAGCGGCCAAAGCGCCGGCGAGUACGACGACCUGCUGCGCAGCGUGGCCGGGUACCUCCGCCAGGGGACGUUGCUCUCCGACGAAGACUGUCGCCAGCUUCGACAGGACGAGAGCUCGGUCAGGAACAACGUGACGUCGAUCGCCCGGUCCGAGGAAGAGGAAGAAGUCGACGUCUUCGUAGCUUUUCUCAAUGAUAGCGUUUCGGAGACGGGCCCAACCUGGCUGACCCUCUUGCAGCGUCACCUGGGACGAGACGUUGAGCUGUCGCCCUCGACCAAGCUCCUGGCUCACAACGGGCGACACCUUCAUGCGGUCCUGACCCUGCUGGCCUCGGUGCCCCGCGACAGACUUCUGAACGUUAUCGGCUGGACGUUCGCCUACUCCUACUUGUGGCUCGUCCACCCGGAUUCGAACUACUUCCAGCCCGGCAGGGAGAGCGACGUUUUCGACGGCCAGGCGGCCUGCUUUCUGGCCGUCCAGGAGUCAUACGGCACGCUACUCGUGGCGCCGCAGUUCCUGGCCUACUUCCAUCAGCAGGCCGACAGGCAACGCCUCUUCGACAUGUUGAACGAGACCACGCAGGCCUUGGCGCGGGCCGUGCUGGCCUCGGGGAGCCUGGCGAACGCCACAAAGCGUUGGGCCGUCGAGAAGAUUCUGCACAGGACCAGGCGGGAGCUGUGGCCGCCGGAGCCGUUCUUCCACGCGGAACUGCUGGACGAACUGUACGAGGAAUUUCCUGCUACAGUGACGUCGUCCGAUUUGUUCAAGUCCCUGUUCGAGUCGCGGAGGGCCGCGCGCCGGAUUUUGCGGAACAGCUACUACGGCCGCCUGUUGACGGGCGGCGUACGGUGGCCCGCGAGAGAAGUGCGGUACUGGUACGGCGGCGACCUGCUCCGAGUCGGUCUGUCGGCGCUCUUCCCGCCUUCCUAUUACCGCGACGACGCGGGCGUGUCGGCCUACAGCGGCCUGGGCUUCCAGAUCGCCAGGGCGCUGGUCAGAACGGUGGACGAGCGCGGUCGCACCACGGACGGCACCGCGAGGGUCUUGUGGAAGCAGGUGGUCGCGAAUUGUCGCCUGGACUCGGCCAGCACGAGUCGCGAGAGGGACGCCGUGGCUCGCCUGUUCGCACUGGACGUUGCCCUGGCCGCGCUCAGGAGCAACGCCCAGAACCGGCUUGAAGGGCUCGAGGGCCUCGAGCAGCUGACAGGUCUGCAGACGUUCUACGUCAACUUCUGCGGCAAAUUUUGUGGUCAUCGUCACGGCGCGGAGCUCUGCAACGUGGCGAUGAACGCAAGUGAAUUCGGCGACGCCUUUGAGUGCCCAGCGGUGCCGUCGCUUAGUAAAGACCGACGGUGUCUCUUCAUUUGA
Molecule: messenger RNA, 2184 nt
Organism: Rhipicephalus sanguineus (brown dog tick)
Lineage: Eukaryota; Metazoa; Arthropoda; Arachnida; Ixodida; Ixodidae
Product: endothelin-converting enzyme 1
Exons: 3
Coding region: 1-2184 (727 amino acids)
Biological process (GO): protein processing
Cellular component (GO): plasma membrane
Molecular function (GO): metalloendopeptidase activity
Source: RefSeq, a predicted model, not a curated record